Messenger RNA from Funneliformis geosporum, 696 nucleotides. The record is from the annotation of a GenBank genome assembly. NCBI's taxonomy places the organism in Eukaryota, Fungi, Glomeromycota, Glomeromycetes, Glomerales, Glomeraceae.
AUGCCAUGCAUGAAUAGUAAUAAUUCUGAGUUAUUUUUAAGUAAAUUGAUACAAGAAUUUAACUUAGAUUCAAUAAACAAUGAAGGACAUUUACAUAUAUUACAUCAAGCAGAAAAAUUAUUUUUGAAAGUAUUUGAUGUAGAAGACAGUAUAGAUACUCUUAUUGAUAAAUUAAUCGUACUUUUAAUUAAAACACAUGAUGAGGGAAAUGAUUUUAAUGAAACAAAACAUUUCAUCAUUCAAUGUAUAUUUCAUUCAAACAAAAAUUCAAAUGAUAUUUUUGAAUGGCUUAAAGAAAAUCAAGUGGAAUCAAAACACGUCUUUCUCUUGGGAUUUUUCUAUUUUAAUAAUAUCAAUUUUGAAAAAAAUGAAAAUGAAGCAUUUCAACUGUUUUUAUGUGCUUCAACAAAUGAUUAUCCUAUUGCACAAGUUUAUCUUGCGAAAUGUUAUGAGAAUGGAUGUGGAAUUGAAAUAAAUUAUAAUUUAGCUUUUCAUUGGAUACAAAAAGCCGUAAGAAAUAAUAGUAUCUUUGGAAAACUUAACCUUGGUAUUUAUUAUGAAAAAAGUAUAGGAAUUGAAAAAGAUUUGAAAAAAGCUUUUUAUUUAUAUCAAGAAGCGGCAGAUAAUGAAAAUUUAAGUGGAUUAUAUAAUUUGGGUAGAUGUUACGAAUUGGACUUGGAAUUUGUUACUAUUUAG